UUUUUCCCCACUCUACUUAGAGCAUUCACAGCGGCUCGUCCGCUUGUGUGAAGACCAGAUGGCAUGCGUUGGAGGUUAAUUUAGAACUUACCAAAUCGACCACAUCCACAAGUCUGUAUGUAACAAAUUCAUCCAUUAAAAAUUAACCUUUGAAAGUUGUACACUUAUUACACUGCAGUCUAUAAAUGCAGGUCGCACCCUCUCUACAUCACCCAAAUCUUUCUCCACCUUAAAAAUGAGUUCUUGUUGUGAACAAAACACAAAUGUUCUUCUAGUUACUCUUUCAGCUCAAGGUCACCUAAACCCCAUCCUAAGACUAGGCAAAAGUCUUGUUUCUAAAGGCCUCCAUGUCACUCUUGCCACCAACAGUUCUACCCUCAAAAACAUGUCCUCUGCCCCGAAUUCCACCGGCGGCAUCCACCAUGAGUUCUUCUCCGAUGGUCUACCUAUCGACUACAAUCGAAAGGCUAAUAUGGAUCACUACAUGGAUACGCUAAGCAAGUUUGGACCCGUUAACCUCUUGGCUCUAAUCCAAUCCCAUCCAAGCAAAUUUGCAUGCAUCAUCCAUACACCUUUUGUUCCGUGGGUAUCUGAUGUGGCAGCUGACGUUAAUCUUCCCAACGCCAUGUUGUGGAUCCAACCAUCCACUCUAUACCAAAUAUACCAUCGUUUCUACAACCGUCUCGAUGAUUUCCCAACCGAAAGUAACCCGGACAUGAGCGUUAAGCUGCCCGGACUGCCCGUAUUUCAUGCGGAUGAGUUACCCUCGUUUGUUCUUCCAUCAAACACGUUCCGUAGCUUUGAUAGUAUACUAAAACAAGUGUUUCAUAACAUGCAUAAGGUGAAGUGGGUGCUGGGGAACUCGUUCAUGGAGCUCGAAAAAGACGUGAUUGUAUCGCUAAAUAAUGGUGGCCAUGUGUUCUGGCCUGUAGGACCAUUAGUUCCGGCAACCCUUCUGGGCAAAGAAGAAGAUGACGAUCUUUUCAAAUCAAAUGAAGAUAGUAACUGUAUGGAAUGGCUAAACAAACAAAAACCCUCUUCAGUUGUUUACAUCUCGUUCGGGACACUCUUGUUUUUGUCCGAAAAAGAUAUAAAGAACAUAGCAGCCGGUUUAAAAUCCACAAACCGGCCGUUUCUAUGGGUGAUAAGAAUGCCGGAGAAUAAAGAGCUACCCGAAUACGGGUUCUUGGAUGAGAUUAAAGAACAAGGGUUGAUAGUGAGUUGGAGCCCACAAACACAAGUGUUAUCACAUCCGGCAGUUGGGUGUUUCUUGAGUCACUGUGGGUGGAACUCGUUGCUCGAAAGCGUGGUGGCUGGUGUGCCGGUUAUUGCUUGUCCGCAGUGGACGGAUCAGCCAACGAAUGCUAAGCUGGUGACGGAUGUUUGGGGUGUUGGUGUGAAGCUGAAGAAGGAUUCAGAUGGUGGUUUUAGUGGGGAUGAAGUGGGAAGAUGUGUGGAAGAGGUUAUGAGUGGGUUGAAAUCGGAAGUGAUAAGGAAGAAUGCGUUGGAGUUGAAAGCGGCGGCGCGUGAGGCGUUGAUGAAUGGUGGUUCAUCGGAUAAUAAUAUCCGGAUGUUUGUGGAUGAAGUUGUUUCGUUUUGUUCAUGUGCGGAACACAAAUAAAUAUCGCUGUUAUUGUGAAAUGUAAUUUUUAUCUGUUUUGAAAAGAAUAUUUUAAGUGAAUAUUUUAUGUAUUUUCGAAUGUUUGAACAUGGAUUUUAUAUCAACUCA
Helianthus annuus (common sunflower) is the source of this 1729-nucleotide messenger RNA. RefSeq names its product UDP-glycosyltransferase 84B1. NCBI's taxonomy places the organism in Eukaryota, Viridiplantae, Streptophyta, Magnoliopsida, Asterales, Asteraceae. The record is from RefSeq and is a predicted model, not a curated record. The coding region runs from base 236 to 1621 and encodes 461 amino acids. Gene Ontology annotation, molecular function: UDP-glycosyltransferase activity. The transcript has a single exon.